UUCCGAAGAGAUCCAGUCUCUUUUGUUUCCCUGCGAUCGAGCAAGCACUCGACGAUCAAGGCCAUUCAGCGCACUGAAUUUUGGCCUUCCAGUCGAUAGCCCGGCUAGCCAGUAAUUCCAGAUUUCCAGUUAAAGAUGGGCAAUUCCCUCGACACACCGUGUGGCGCCGCCGCGCAUUACCCCAAGAAUGGCCCGGUCGUGCCGGUGGAGGAGGAGGGCACGAAAACGCCUGCGCCGGUGAAGAAGGUCAAGAUUAGGAUCACGAAGAAGCAGCUGGAGGACCUUCUGCGGCGACUCGAGCAGGAGGACGGUGCCGGAGGCGGCGCCACCGUCGUCUCCGAACUGCUCUGCAUGGCGAGCAGCUGCAAUUUCAGGCACAGGGGGCAGGCCGGGCAGUGGGCGCCGGCGCUGCAGAGCAUACCGGAGUGAAGCAAUCCAUGCCAUGGUACACAUAUCCUGCUGCUAUAUAUGCUAUGCCAAUCUAUUUAAUUGAAGCAAAUAAACCCGGUGUGCAUUUUGAUUAGUGUAGCAAGGUGAGAUGUAGAGAUAGACAUAAUGUACAGUGGAUGUAAAUGGAUGAUUGGUAGCUAGGAGGCCUCUCUCUAGGAGAGCUCCCACCAUUGCUUGCCAUAUAUGUUUGGUUUUGGACACUGGACGUGUACCGGUGUACGUAUAACACACACCGUGUAUUGGGUAUUGGCAUACUAGCAUUACUGGUUAAUUCGGAUCCUCUAUUUUA
This is a messenger RNA of Lolium perenne, 739 nucleotides long. The record is from RefSeq and is a predicted model, not a curated record. NCBI's taxonomy places the organism in Eukaryota, Viridiplantae, Streptophyta, Magnoliopsida, Poales, Poaceae.